AUGGCUGCCACAACGGAGAAGUUGUGUUCAAAGCGUCGGGGCCCGGUCUUCAUCGGAGCCCGGUCUUCAUCGGUGUCCAGCGGGCACAAUGCUCUCGCGGACAUGAAGGGGGCUCUUGAAUCUGCCUCCAUCUUUUCAACGUCAGCCCGUGUUUGUGCGUCCGGUCCACGGCGGCGCCUCCCGGAGGACAAACCUGCGCUGUGUCCCCCAGAGCUGUGCGUUCAAAGUGUAGGACUGCCCCAUCAGGGAGGAGAGGGGAAGGGGAAGAGAGGGGAUGCCAGGAGCAACUGUGUCCUGUGGGUGAGGUCUGCCCCAUCGGAGGUGGGAGGGGGGGUAACGGUGUCCUCUGUGUGGGUGAGGGUCUCAGGAAGUCUCAGUUCUCGCAGGUCCAGUCCGUCUGUUGGCGCGCAAAUCCACAACAAUCCCACGUUUGGAGAAGUCCGGGGGCAGCUGGCGUUCCCACCGCUCGACCCCAAAGCGGCGGCCAAAAAACGGCGAAACCCUAUCUGGGCUGCACCUGGAGUCCUGCACCAGGGCGGCGGUGAGCAGCAGCUGGAGGGAGAGAAGGGAACGCCGUCCUGA
This is a messenger RNA of Knipowitschia caucasica, 582 nucleotides long. The record is from the annotation of a GenBank genome assembly. NCBI's taxonomy places the organism in Eukaryota, Metazoa, Chordata, Actinopteri, Gobiiformes, Gobiidae.